Messenger RNA from Papilio polytes (common Mormon), 2505 nucleotides. Its product is annotated as cilia- and flagella-associated protein 52. The coding region runs from base 126 to 2444 and encodes 772 amino acids. The record is from RefSeq and is a predicted model, not a curated record. The transcript has 16 exons. Gene Ontology annotation, biological process: cilium assembly. NCBI's taxonomy places the organism in Eukaryota, Metazoa, Arthropoda, Insecta, Lepidoptera, Papilionidae. Gene Ontology annotation, molecular function: protein binding.
UUGCAUAGCAACUGUAAAUAAUAACAGAAAUUGACAACAAACAAAAACUUCCAAUAAUCAGGUUGUUUAUAGUUUAAAAGCUUUUUUUACUGUAAUAUACAAAUCAUAAGACUGAAUAAGUGAUAAUGGACGUAAAGACUUUAGAACCUUACGCUAUUAUAGGAUUUGAUGGAUCUGCAAUUAAGGGACUUAAAGUUCACCCUGAUGGCGACCACAUCGUAUACCCAAUGGGCAACAAAGUGUGCAUCCAGGAGUGGAAGAACAAGAAGAUGCAAUUCCUUAGUGGACACACCAAUAGCGUGUCGACUGUCGCUGUCUCCCCUAAGGGAACUUACGUCGGCUCAGGACAAAUCAACCACAUCGGUUUCAAAGCUUCUGCCAAGAUAUGGGAUUUCAAAAAGAGGGUUAUGAUCGGCAGCCAUGAAUUGCAUAAGGUACGUGUGGAGGCGCUGACGUUUUCGUCCGACGAGCGCUACAUGAUCUCUCUAGGAGGCCGCGACGACGGCUGCGUGGUGCUGUGGGACUGUGCGGGGGGCUCCGCCACCGCCACCACGGCCGCCGCCAAGCUCACCACAGGGGACGCCGUCACCCUCGCGCCACUCAACCUGAGACACAGCGCCUUUGUCACAGGCGGCGAUUCUAACCUGCGAGUAUGGAACGUGCGAGCGGAGAGCAAGACGCUGGAAGUGUUAGACGUAUCGUUGGGCAAGCUUAGACGCAGCGUGCGGUGCAUUGCUGUCAGCAAAGAUGACGCCUAUGGUUACGCUGGUACUACGACGGGUGACAUGAUAAAAUUUUCCAUCAACUUCCCCGCGGACCCAAACGUUUCGGUAGCAAACUGCAAGCCCAGUCUGAUCGGCUGCCUCGCUAAGUGCGGGGUCUUGAGGAAGAACAAGGCUCCUGAAACUGUUUGCUAUAGCCAAGGUAUAGAAGCGCUACUAAUACUGGAGGACGGCUGCCUGCUGGUGGGCGCGGGCGACGGCAGCGUGGACCUGCUGGACGAGAUCAAUUGGAAGGGAGACUUCCCCAAGGCCAAGAUCGCCUCACCCAACAAGCCGCAUUUCAAAGCUCUGAGAAGCGUGAAGGUGCCGGGCUGCAUCACGUCCAUGGAGCUGCUGGAGUCCCCGCAGCGGCGCGGCGGCCGGCGCCUGCUGCUGCUGGGCACGCGCACCAGCGAGAUCUUCUCCGUCGACAUGGCCACCUUCACCCUCACGCUGGUCGUCACCUGCCACCGCUGCGCCAUCAACGAUAUCGCCUUCCCCAGGGGCAUGUCAGGCGUGUUCGCGACGGCAGGCGCGGGCAGCGUGCGCGUGUGGUGCCUGCAGACGGCGCGCGAGCUGCUGCGCAUCGCGCUGCCCAACUUCUCCUGCUCUGCUGUUCUCUUCUCCGGUGACGGCAAGUCUAUCGUUUCUGCGUGGAAUGAUGGCAACAUCCGCGCGUUCACGCCGCUGACGGGGCGGCUGAUGUACUGCAUCCUCAACACGCACAACAAGGGCACCUCCGCCAUCGACAUGACCUCCGACGGACGCACCCUCAUCUCCGGGGGCUGCGAGGGACAGGUGCGGGUGUGGGACAUCCGGCCGGAGAGCCAGUCGCUCAAGAAGGUGCUGAAGGAGCACAAGAGCCCCGUGUCCGCGAUACAGGUGUCCCCCAACGACACGGAGGCUGUCAGCGCGGGGACCGACGGCUCCGCCAUCAUAUGGGAUCUCAUGUCGCUGUCGCGGCGGCAGGUGAUGUACGCCAACACGCUGUUCAUGUGCGUGUGCUACGAGCCGCGCGGCUGCCAGCUGCUGACGGGCGGCACCGACCGCCGCGUGGCCUACUGGGAGACGGCCAGCGGCAACCUCGCCAGGGAGCUAGAAGCCAGUAAAGUGGGAGCUAUCAACGGCCUCCACAUCACACAGGACGGGGAGCUCUUUGUGACUGGCGGCAACGACCAAAUGGUCAAACUGUGGAAGUACCAGGAGGGCAUAUACUCGCACAUGGGCGUGGGGCACGCGGCCGCCGUCACCUGCUGCCGCUUCAGCCCCGACGCGCGCCACGUCGUCAGCGCCUGCGCCGCCGGCGGCCUCGUCAUCUGGCACGUGCCGCAACAAUACCUACCAAAACAGAAACCACCAUCAGCUACACAGAAAACAGUACAAUCCCCAAAAACUCUCCAACAACAACUGCGUCUGCCGCUCGAAGACAAAACUACUAAGAAACCUUCGACAGAACGACAAUUCAAGGUUCCUGCUGCACCUUCCAAGGAUGAAAAAAUAGAAGCGAUGAAUACAUCCCGCAGUAGCGUGCACUCGUGCUGCCCCUGUGACGUCACGCAGCCGCAGGGCUCUAAAGUGACGUCACCAGUUAAGACUGAAACAAGGAAAUGUUGCAGACCGCCAGAUCUCCCCACGCGGACCACUAGUAAGGACUACAUCAGUGGCAGCGGAGACAGAAAGUGAAUUUAAAUCUAGUAUUGUAACAAAUACAUUUAUAUUUUCGUAAUAAAUUUAUUAUAUUUCA